AAGAGACAAUUUUCGUCAAUGAAAAUCUAUUACAAAUAUAUAUUUUCAGGCUCGUGCCAGGGUCAAGUUCAAUAGUGAUUCAUUAAUGUUUUUGAGGAUGAAGUUCGAGGUAUGACGCGGUAAAAUACACUGUGAGGUUAUUGGUUUUAUGAGAAGUUUAUGCUUCUCUCUCAUACUCUGCGGAAGCGAGUUCUGCUUCAACCAAAGUAUAAUUUCCUCAGGCGGCUGGAAGCAGUGAGAAGUCCACACAGAAUGACGUCAUCGCCUCCUGUGGCAGCUGUGUGUCAGAUAAUGUCUACCUCUGACAAGGAGGCAAACUUCACUUCAUGCAAGCGUAUGAUUGAGCGGGCCAAGGAGGGUGGUGCAAGCAUGAUCUUCCUCCCCGAGGGCUUUGAUUACAUCGGCUCCAGUCAAGAGGAAACACUGCGGCUAUCUGAAAACCUUCAGGGUGACAUCAUCACCAGAUAUUCCCAGUUAGCCAGGAAACUGAAUGUCUGGCUGUCUUUGGGAGGUUUCCAUGAGAGAGGAAAUGAUUGGGAAAACAGCAGACGCCUCUAUAACAGCCAUGUCAUUAUUAAUGGCCUAGGUGACAUUGUUUCUGUGUACAGAAAAGGUCACCUGUUUGAUGUAGAGUUGACGGGUAAAGGUGUGUCCCUAAAGGAAAGUGCCUUCAUCAUUCCUGGACCGAGUUUAGUGCCACCUGUUCAGACCCCAAUUGGAAAAGUGGGACUGGGGAUCUGCUAUGAUCUGCGCUUCCCUGAGAUGUCCUCGGCUCUUCAAAGGCAUGGGGCAGAGGUCCUCACGUAUCCAUCAGCAUUUACAGUGGCAACAGGCAUCGCCCACUGGGAGGUUCUCUUACGAGCCAGAGCCAUUGAGACUCAGUGUUAUGUGCUGGCUGCUGCUCAGGUUGGAACUCAUAAUGCAAAGCGCUCUUCAUAUGGCCACACCCUGGCUGUGGACCCAUGGGGUGUGGUCAUGUCAGACUGUGGGGGGACAGAUGUAGGCAUGGCUAUGGUGGAGAUCGAUAUGAACAGACUACAGGACACUAGAAGGGACAUGCCAGUGCAGCAGCACAGGAGAGAGAAAGAGUUCUACACUAGUCUGGACUAAACCAUAAUUUAAACCAAAGAAUUAUGUCAAUUUAUGCUGCAAUAUAUUGUUUAGAAUAUAUAAUUGUAGAAGAUUAACACUGUAUAAAUGAUAAAUUACCACAAUAAUAAAUUACAUUACAUCUAGCCUGAUCUGAUUUCCAGUACUCUUUUUACUGUGCUUCACAAUUAAUGCUGUCAAGUGUUGAUGUUUUCUAUUUUUGUAAAAGAAAUUACUUGUUAUUAAAUGACCAGAUUGGUCUAUGAAGGAUUGGAUUGUAAAGUAAAGUGUUUAAAAUGUGUU
Clarias gariepinus (North African catfish) is the source of this 1392-nucleotide messenger RNA. RefSeq names its product nitrilase 1 (gene nit1). The record is from RefSeq and is a predicted model, not a curated record. The coding region runs from base 160 to 1110 and encodes 316 amino acids. The transcript is spliced from 6 exons. NCBI's taxonomy places the organism in Eukaryota, Metazoa, Chordata, Actinopteri, Siluriformes, Clariidae. Gene Ontology annotation, molecular function: hydrolase activity, acting on carbon-nitrogen (but not peptide) bonds, in linear amides.